AUGGCUGCGGAAGAGGCAGAUGUGGAUAUCGAAGGGGAUGUGGUGGCUGCGGCUGCGGCGGCACCGCCAGGAAAUGAUGAAAAUAAAGCAUCACUUUUACAAGAUCACUAUCUGGACUCAUCAUGGAGAAAUGAGAAUGGCCUUAUUCCUUGGACUCUUGAUAGCACCAUCAGUGAAGAGAACAGAGCUGUCAUUGAGAAAAUGUUGUUGGAAGAAGAGUAUUAUUUAUCUAAAAAAUCACUUCCAGGAAAAUUCUGGCUUGAUAAAAAGGAAGAUAAUAAAAAACAAACGAACAGUCUGCAGAAAACAGCAAAAAUCAUGGUACACUCUCCUACAAAACCAGCCAGUUACUCAGUAAAGUGGACGAUAGAAGAAAAAGAGCUGUUUGAACAAGGGCUGGCUAAAUUUGGUCGAAGGUGGACUAAAAUUGCAAAGCUGAUUGGAAGUCGCAGUGUUUUACAAGUGAAGAGUUAUGCCAGACAAUACUUUAAAAAUAAGGUAAAAUGGAGUCCAGAGAAAGAAACACCAAAUCAGAAGAGCAGCAGUGAUCAUCAGGUUAAAAAUGAAGAUAAAGGGACAAAGGCAUGGACACCAUCAUGUUUAAGGGGACGUGCUGAUCCCAACCUGAAUGCUGUAAAAAUUGAAAAGUUGUCUGAUGAUGAAGAAGUAGACAUCACAGAUGAGGUGGAUGAGUGGGCUUCUCAGACAUCACAUAAGAAUUGUAGCAGUGGUCUCUUGUUAGACAUUCCUAAUAGUAAAACACAUGAAUCCAGUCAAGAAAUCAGAAGCCAGGAAAUUCUCUUUUGCAGAUCUUCCAGGGAAUAUCUUCAGAACAUAAAACAAGAUGAGAUGAAAACACUUUCAAGCUCAGAAAUUACAUCAUGGACCAAAAAACAGAGCAACAAUGAAAAUGACUCAGCUGAAGUAAAUGAUCAGAAAUGCAAUAAACUGAUUAAAAAUGGUGACAAGCAAGGUGGAAAUGGAAUAGAUGACUCCAGGCAGUGUCCUUCUCCAGAGCCUUGUGAAAUUCAGAAAGAUUUUAGUGAUAAUGAAAUGCUUUUUCAUUCUUCCUGCCAAAUGGUGGAGGAAAGCCAUGAGGAAGAAGAGCUUAAGCCACCAGAACAAGAAGUAGAAAUAGAUAGAAAUAUUAUUCAGGAAGAAGAAAAACAAGCAAUUCCUGAGUUUUUUGAGGGACGCCAAGCUAAAACACCAGAACGCUAUUUGAAAAUUAGAAAUUACAUUUUGGAUCAGUGGGAGAUAUGCAAACCGAAAUACUUAAAUAAGACCUCAGUACGUCCUGGCCUGAAGAACUGUGGGGAUGUUAAUUGUAUUGGACGGAUUCAUACAUACCUCGAGUUGAUAGGAGCAAUCAAUUUUGGAUGUGAACAGGCUGUAUAUAAUAGACCACAACCAGUUGAUAAAGUUCGAAUCAGAGACAGAAAAGAUGCAGUAGAAGCAUACCAGCUUGCCCAGCGUCUGCAGUCUAUGCGAACAAGGAGACGAAGGGUUCGAGAUCCAUGGGGAAACUGGUGUGAUGCAAAGGACUUAGAAGGACAAACAUUUGAGCAUCUGUCUGCUGAGGAGUUGGCAAAAAGAAGAGAAGAGGAAAGGGGCAAACCUGUUAAACCUUCAAAAGUGUCAAGACCAACAAAAAGCUCAUUUGAUCCCUUCCAACUGAUACCUUGUAAUUUUUUCAGUGAAGAAAAGCAGGAGCCAUUUCAGGUGAAAGUAGCUUCAGAAGCACUUUUAAUAAUGGAUUUGCAUGCUCACGUCUCUAUGGCAGAAGUAAUUGGUCUGUUAGGAGGAAGAUACUCAGAAGUUAAUAAGAUAGUUGAAGUCUGUGCAGCAGAACCAUGUAACAGUCUGAGUACAGGACUACAGUGUGAGAUGGAUCCUGUAUCACAAACACAGGCCUCAGAAACCUUGGCUGUUAGAGGUUACAGUGUUAUUGGAUGGUAUCAUUCUCAUCCUGCAUUUGAUCCUAAUCCUUCCUUAAGAGAUAUUGACACACAAGCCAAAUACCAGAGUUACUUCUCCAGAGGAGGUGCAAAGUUCAUUGGGAUGAUUGUUAGUCCCUAUAAUCGAAACAAUCCUUUACCAUAUUCCCAGAUUACCUGCCUGGUUAUAAGUGAGGAAAUUAGCCCAGAUGGCUCCUAUCGUUUACCUUACAAAUUUGAAGUACAACAGAUGUUAGAAGAACCUCGGUGGGGAUUAGUAUUUGAAAAGACAAGAUGGAUAAUAGAAAAAUACAGGCUCUCCCCUAGCAGUGUCCCCAUGGAUAAAAUCUUUCGCCGGGAUUCUGACCUGACUUGUCUGCAGAAACUUUUGGAGUGUCUGAGAAAAACUCUGAGCAAAGUAACUAAUUGCUUCAUUGCUGAGGAAUUCUUGACGCAAAUAGAAAAUUUGUUCCUUUCCAAUUACAAAAGCAAGCAAGAAAAUGAAGUGGCUGAAGAUACUGCAAAGCAAUUAUUAAUGUAAUUAUUAAAGUAAGACAUUUUAAUCUAUAGAAUAGAUCCUACUUUUAAAGUUAUAACCUUGAAAUGAUUGUAAUU
This is a messenger RNA of Marmota flaviventris (yellow-bellied marmot), 2552 nucleotides long. RefSeq names its product Myb like, SWIRM and MPN domains 1 (gene Mysm1). The record is from RefSeq and is a predicted model, not a curated record. Gene Ontology annotation, molecular function: protein binding; metallopeptidase activity. Lineage: Eukaryota; Metazoa; Chordata; Mammalia; Rodentia; Sciuridae.